This is a messenger RNA of Gongylonema pulchrum, 252 nucleotides long. The record is from the annotation of a GenBank genome assembly. NCBI's taxonomy places the organism in Eukaryota, Metazoa, Nematoda, Chromadorea, Rhabditida, Gongylonematidae.
AUGUCGGUAUACGAUUCAAUUGAUGAUAAUGUUAUACGUGAUUACGUGAGUUAUUCAUUAGCCCAAUUGCUGUACUAUGCCUUAAAAGAAUCGGCUGCAUCAGAACAGAGCUCCCGUAUGACUGCCAUGGAUUCUGCAACCAAAAAUGCUGGCGAAAUGAUUGAUAAAUUAACGAUGUCAUUCAAUCGAACGCGACAAUCAGUGAUCACACGUGAAUUGAUCGAAAUCAUCUCAGGCGCUGCUUGUGUUUAA